AUGACUCUUAUUCAGCGAACGGUUUUGAAACAGUACUAUGAAACGUUAAAAUGUGCAAUUCGUUCAUUAAACUUAUUUGAAUCAAAAUCUGGUGCAUCUACGAACGAACAUGAGCGAAAGAAUGAAUUAAUUUCAACACGAUUAUUUAUUAUUCUCCUCAUCAUCUCAUUUCUAAUACUCUGUGUCUAUUCUUCGUUGAUUAUUGUUCAAAAAACAGUCACCAUUUCAUCACCAUCAUUGAAUCAAUAUCGAAAACUAGAGAAAAAAUAUUCACAAACUUUGAGUUGUGCAUGCUCUAAUAUUUCAAUUUCUUAUUCUAAAUUUGUGAGUAUUACGCCAAGAUACAAUGAAGUGUGUCAAAGCAAAUUUAUUUCUACUGAUUGGAUUGAUUUUAUUAAACUUCCACAAGUUUCUUCGAGGUUUGAAAUGAGUGAUUUGUAUGAUUUGUAUGGUUUGCCAGCGCCCAGAUCUGCUUUUGGUUUCUUAGUUAGUUAUUACUUCAAAAUGUUAGCGAUAUUAUGUACACUCGCUAAUGAAACAAUAUAUAACGCAUUGAAUGAGGCUGGUGCCACUCAGUUAAUCACUUUAACUGUUCAGACGGAAUACAAUAUUGAAACUGAAUCACAAGCAUUUGUUAAAGAUGUUAAAUCUGCAACGGAAACAUCAUUCGCAACUUCGCUCGAUAUCACUCGUAAUGUUGCUCAAAGUAAUCAGCUCGCAUCUGCUUUACAAACAAAUUAUCGUUAUGGUUUUUUCGAAGAUCUCAGGUUUAUUCCCGAUACAAUCACACAUAUUCGUCGAGAUGAACUGGACCAUGUUACCUCCAAUAACUUCUAUAACGUGUGUAAUUGUGAGAGCACUGUAGGAUGUUAUACAGACAUUCUUGAUCAAUAUGAUGUACCGGGUUUCUACUUGGGCUGUUCCAUACUUGAAUCCUUACUUCUCUCAGAUCUUCGUUGUUUAUACGAUGAAACUUGUCUCGAUGAUUUUCAAAUGCAAUUGAGGAACGUUUCAGACAAUAUCACGGUGCUGAAGAGUUCCACAGCAAGUAAAUUUUCGCCCAAUACAACUGUUGGAAACCUUGUAAGAAAUCUGAUGGCUGAAAAUUGGAAGAAAAAUAUAUCAUUUAAGUUAUAUUAUGAACAGUGCGCACCUUCUUAUUGUGUAUAUACAUAUCGUCAGAAAUUUGAUGUACUAUACAUUGUGACAACUAUUAUCGCGCUAAUCGGUGGUCUGACAAAAGGAUUGCAGAUUAUUAUACCUCGUGUAGUCAAUCUCCUAAAAAGAAAAAGAAAAACUAAGGUGUUACCCUUCACUUCCUCUGACGUCUCGAUUUCCUACCGUCAAUUUAUUAACAUACAACCGAUCUAUCAUCAUGUCUGCAGUAGUGAUUUUGUAACACAAGAUUGGUUUGAUAUACUUGAACCGUAUUUUGAUAUUCUCAAUAUGCCUGAUCUAUCACGAUACGGUUCACCUAUAUUUCAAGCAUUAGCCUCAAUGUGUACGGUAUCCAAUGGUACUGUUCAAAAUGCUCUCGGUACUUUUGGAUCUACUAACUAUGUCAAUAAUGAAGUACAGUCGCCAGAAUUAUUUCAAACACAAAUAGAUUCAAUUACGUCUAGGUUCAAGUCAAAUACAGUAAACUCAUUUACAUUAUCAUUGAAUAUGAUAUCGAAAAUUAUGCGUAGUAAUGCCUUAUGGUCAGGAUUACAGACAAACUUUAACGCGUCGUUCCGUACUAUGAAUGAUAAUUCACUAGUAUAUUUUCCAACUGUAUAUAAUGGUAACUGUAGCUGUAGUCUGAGAUCAGAUUGUCGACAAGAACUUGGUAUUCUUCAGUUACAUUUUAUUGGUCUUAGUCUUUCGAAUAUAACGUAUACAACACUAAUCCCUAUUCCAAAUAUUUAUGUUGGUUGUACUAUAAUUGAUGGCUUGAUGGAAUCAAAUCUGCAAGCAUUUUACAAUGCGUCAUGGGUGUAUGAUUUAUGGUACUACUUUAACAAUAGUCGAAAUAGUAAGAUAAAUUAA
Messenger RNA from Didymodactylos carnosus, 2028 nucleotides. NCBI's taxonomy places the organism in Eukaryota, Metazoa, Rotifera, Eurotatoria, Philodinida, Philodinidae. The record is from the annotation of a GenBank genome assembly.